Aspergillus luchuensis is the source of this 1341-nucleotide messenger RNA. RefSeq lists its product as uncharacterized. Gene Ontology annotation, molecular function: transmembrane transporter activity. The record is from RefSeq and is a predicted model, not a curated record. The transcript has 3 exons. The coding region runs from base 1 to 1341 and encodes 446 amino acids. Gene Ontology annotation, cellular component: fungal-type vacuole membrane. NCBI's taxonomy places the organism in Eukaryota, Fungi, Ascomycota, Eurotiomycetes, Eurotiales, Aspergillaceae. Gene Ontology annotation, biological process: transmembrane transport.
AUGACUUCUACGUCAACCACCACUGCCGUCGAAUGGCAGCAGGGUCCCCCGAUCGAGCUUGAGUCGAGGGCUCCCAAAAAUGCCGUCGCGCCAGUCUCAGACCCCACUGACGAGGUCAUGGAAGCCUCACGUCUGGCCGAUGCCGAAGUUCCUGAAGGAGGAGCAGGGUGGAUAGUUAUCGCAGGUUGUGCAGUAAUCACCUGGUGGUUUAUCGGGACGUCCUACUGCUGGGGUGUGCUACAGGCAGCGCUGGUCAAGGAAGGAGUGUCAUCUGCAUCUACUCUGUCUUUCGUGGGCUCAUUAGCACCAGCGUGCAUUUCGUUUCUGGGAAUUCUCAAUGCUCGCGUGAUCCGCAAACUAGGUACCAGGACGUCGGCACUCCUGGGUAUUUUCCUACUCGGGCUGGGAGAGAUCCUUAGCGGAUUCGCCGUCCACGAGGUUGGCGGACUCUUUGUUACAUCCGGUGUGGUGAUGGGACUCGGAACGAGUAUCUCUUUCAUGGUGGUUUCAAUCACACCCGCACAAUACUUCAAAGCAAAGCGCGGCAUUGCCAACGGUAUCGUAUAUGCAGCUGGUGGCCUGGGCGGUGCCGCCAUCAGUUUCAUCCUGGAUGCACUGCUAUCCCGCGUCGGCACUGCUUGGACGUUCCGUAUUCUCGGAUUCAUUACGAUGGGAACCGGUCUCCCUGCAGCUUUCCUAGUGAAGCAGCGAAUCCCGAUCCCCCCGUCUGCUUUCGUUGAGUGGCGUCUAUUCCGUGAUAUCCGCUUCCUGCUCCUCUUCGCAGCCGGAGCCAUCGCCACAUUCCCGUUGCUCGUUCCGCCCUUCUUCCUGCCCCUGUACACCGACUCCCUAGGAUUGGGCUCUGCCGCAGGUGCUGGUGUCGUAGCAGCGUUCAACUUCUCCUCCGCUUUAGGAAGACUGACCUGUGGAUUUGCCAGCGAUACCAUCGGCGGACUCAACACGCUGUUUGUCUCGCUGUUACUCAGCGCCCUGAGUAUGCUGAUCAUCUGGCCUGUCUCAACGUCCAUUGGACCGUUGGUCGUGUUCGUGAUCAUCAACGGGAUGGCGAAUGGGGGGUUCUUCUCUACUAUUCCUACGGUUGUGGGGAACGUGUUUGGGUCUGCUAGGGUGUCUGUUGCCAUGGGUAUGAUUGUUACCAGUUGGGCCGGAGGGUAUCUUUUGGUGAGUGCAGUGCUGUCGAUAUGUCUUGGCAUCGGGAUGCUAAUUGGGAUAUUCAGGGCUCCCCAAUUGCGGGCUACAUUCUGGAUGCCUCAGGUGGCGAGGACGCCGGGAUCCAAGCGUACAGACCGGCCAUUCUGUAUGCGGGUUUCAUGGCUUUAG